This is a messenger RNA of Theobroma umbraticum, 1008 nucleotides long. Its product is annotated as RING/U-box superfamily protein. Gene Ontology annotation, biological process: ubiquitin-dependent protein catabolic process. The record is from RefSeq and is a predicted model, not a curated record. Gene Ontology annotation, molecular function: ubiquitin protein ligase activity. NCBI's taxonomy places the organism in Eukaryota, Viridiplantae, Streptophyta, Magnoliopsida, Malvales, Malvaceae.
AAUCUGUUGGGUAUAUUUCGAGCUCUUACACGGAAACAAGACUUAUACUUCUUCCAUCUCUCAAAUGAAGGAUGAAAGUCGGAAAUGAUUGAGAAAGAUUGUUUCUUCCACAAUCAAUGGCACGGACCCGCUUCUGUCUCCCACUAGUAAUCUCUAGGAGGUAGCUUCAAACCGGCAGACAAAUCUGUUUACAGUAGACCAUGCCCGAGGCCUGAAUAUAGCAAAUAAAAGACACUGAUCUUAAUUAAUAGUCUCUUUCAGAAUUAAUAUCUUUCAUCAAUGGCCGGCAUGCUUCCUGGUGUUGAAUCUGCCAGAAGAAGACGGUUCCAUCAAAGCGGAGGCGCAUCUGAUUCACCAAGCACGGUAGCAAUUGGCUUGACAAGGAGGUCCUCUUUUUGUUUGUAUACAAGCAACCAUGAAACUCAUCAUAGCUCUGUUUCUUCACAGCGAAGGAGCAUAUUAAAUCAGGCCAAUCAAGAUGAGAAGCUGGGAGAGGUAGCAAGAGAAGCCAAGGAAAGAUUAGAUGAGAGGCUGAGAACACAAAGGAAAUCAGAACCCACAAGGCAAAAUAGUAAAGAAAGUUUGAGGUGCGUUGAUGGGAGAUCUAUGGUACAAGGGGAGUUGCACAAGGAAGUGUUUGGACCAAAGAAGAGUGGCACAAAGAGGUUCGGUUGGGCCAAGUUGAGUUGGAAGGCUUCAGAUCCGGAAGAGUGCGCCAUUUGCUUGGAACGGUUCAAGGCUGGUGAGAUCUUGGUUCAUCCGCCAUGCGCACAUCGGUUUCAUUCGAGGUGCCUGAUCCCAUGGGUAGAGAAUAAUGCUCAUUGCCCAUGUUGCAGAAUGGGCAUCCUUUCUUGAAAAAAGCUUAUUUCUUUUUUUUUUUUAUCACAAAGUCAAAGGAUUGUUGUAGGGUUAGUGAUGAAUGAUUACCCAUGAAUCAGGAAAUAGCUUGUUUUCAUAUGUGAAAUUAAAAAUUUCUUUUCAUGUUUCUAAUUCUAGCAUUCUUGAUCA